GUUAAGUCCAGGAAAAAAAGCGUGAGAGAUCGAGAGUGGAGGAAAAACUGUGGAAGGGUGCAAGAGAAAGUGAGGCAGUGAACGAAGGAAGAGAACUGCCAAAAAAGGCUUCAGGGAGGAGGAAUAUUCUUGAUUUGUGCAGAACAGCCAUGGAAACUUUAUAUGAGGACAGUGAAGAUGAACGUAAGGAGAAACAAGGUUGUUUUGAAUGCUGCAUUAAAUGUCUUGGUGGCGUGCCGUACGCGUCACUGCUGGCUACCAUCCUGUGCUUCUCGGGUGUGGCGCUCUUUUGCGGCUGUGGGCAUGUCGCCCUGACGGGCACCAUCACCAUCCUGGAGAACCACUUUUCUAAGAUCACCACAGAUCACGCAAUGCUUACUGACAUAAUCCAGCUGAUGCAGUAUGUUAUAUACGGUAUUGCCUCUUUCUUCUUCCUGUAUGGGAUAAUUCUGCUCGCGGAGGGAUUUUACACCACCAGUGCUGUGAAGGAGCUCCACAGUGAAUUCAAGACCACCAUCUGUGGACGCUGCAUAAGUGGAAUGUUUGUAUUCCUCACAUACAUCCUUGGCAUUGCAUGGUUGGGUGUGUUCGGCUUCUCUGCGGUUCCUGUGUUCCUGUUUUACAACAUGUGGUCAACUUGCGCUGCCAUGCGCUCACCGGUGGCCAACCUCACGUCCAUCGAGACAAUCUGUGUGGAUGUGCGUCAAUACGGGAUUAUUCCAUGGAAUGCAACACCGGGAAAAGCAUGCGGCUCAACACUUGAAGAUAUUUGCAACACCAGUGAGUUCUACCUGUCGUAUCAUCUAUAUAUUGUUGCCUGUGCUGGAGCCGGAGCUACAGUCAUCGCUCUGAUCCAUUACCUCAUGAUCCUCUCGGCAAACUGGGCGUAUCUGAAGGACGCCAGUCACCUGCACGCCUACCAGGACAUUAAAAUGAAGGAAGAGCGAGAACUGCAGGACAUCCAGUCACACUCCAAAGAAUGCCUCAAUUCAUACUCGUAAGAAUGUCCCUCACGGGGGUCAAGAGGUCAAACCAGGGACACAACGACACACACUAACCAGCUCUAACACACUAAUGCAUCUACUGCUUUCUUUGUCAACUAACAUGCAAUUUGUGGGGACUUUGUUUGUAUUCUAUGUUCUUUACGUUUUAUAUACAUUUUCUUUGUCCUUUUGUCGCCCGUAAAAGUGUGAAACGUUGCACUAUUCAAAAUAAAUAGUUUUGUGAUCAGUAUUUUUGUGUCUUCAGGUAAUAAAUAUCUAAACAUCUUUAACCCUCUGAGACCCAGCGUAGAAGAAUUGCAACGUUUGUUUACAUCAAUUAAAUAGUACCUUUUUUUUUUAAAUAAAAAAUUCAGAGCUGUCGUUCUGAAUUGUAUCACAACAACAGUUUUAGUGGGAAAAAAACUGCAAAUUGAAUGUCACAGUUUGCUAAGGUCACGCAAAAUUCUCCCCCGAAACAAAAUAUGCCUAAAAAUCGAAAAUUUUAUAAUCGGUGGCUUCUUUAAAACACGAUCAAGGAGGAAAAUAAACAAAAUACGAUCAGUCUCUAUGCUUGGGUCUCUGAGGGUUUAUUUGGUAUUUUACCAAAUUGGCAAAUAAUGUAUUUCUUGUUUUAAGCUUAAAUGUUACAAAAUUAAUUGAGAUUUUUGCUAAAAAAAAAAAAAAAAAUUAUGAUAAUAAAAACCCCACUUCUGAAUCGCUUUUGAUUCAAGAUCUUUUUCUAGAUGUACUACGUCUUGCACAGUUUUGCUUCUCAAGUAAAUGUAUCUUGUUUUAAGGAUGUUUAGAUAUUUUGUUUACUAAAAAAAAGAAAAUACUGAAGAAACAAUGCUGUGAAAAAUUAAGAGCGUUCAUUAAAGAAACUGCCCUCAAAUGACAAUAAAAAAAAAAAAAAAAAGCAAAUCGGAUUCUCUUCAUACCAUGAUGUGAUUUGCCUUAAAAGAUGGAAAAUAUUUUUAUUUAUUUUUUAUUUCAUGUUGGCUUGAGUGCAAGUGAUGGCUAUAAACAAAGUCCACUAUUUUUGCAUCCUCUUAAAUUUGGAAAUAUUUAGCUUAAUUUUUUGUCAUACUAUUUCAAGAAAUAUAAUCACAGAUUAUUCUGCAGUUAUUAUAAUGUGAAUAUUGUAUGACAUGAAUUUGAUUAGACUGUACAGCUGGUUUCUAUUGUUGAAAAGCAUGCAAAUGUUUCUAUGCAGUGACCUAAAAUGACCUUCGGUAGGCACAUGGUUUUUACCCUAUACCUCUCAUUUACCACUAUGUGUUUUCAUAUAGCCCAUAACUAGUAUUAUUUACAGUGGCUCCAAAAAUCAUUUUCCCCCUUCAUUUAAACCUGAAAAAAGAUUCUGAAAAACUUAAAGUGCUAUAAAAUUAAGAAAUAUUUCAGAUUUGGGACUAUUUGUAGGUCCAAACACUAAGAAAUAGUAUUUCUGUUAAAUGACAAUUUUCACUCAAAUGUUAUGUUGAUAUAUGUAGUGAAAAUGUUUUGUAUUAAAUUAGAAAAGAGUGACUACUGCUCUCAGACAUUGGCUGAGUUUUGGCAUUGCAUACUAGUAAUAACCAUUCUCGAUUUCUGCCAUAUCUUUAAACGGCACGAAUAGUAAAAGUUGUACGAUAGUAUGCUAUUCCAAACUCUGCCUUAUCUUCAUUGUCUUGAAAUGUCACAAUGCAAAAUUAUAUCUCAAAUAUCUUAAACAAGUUUCCUUCUCAGAAGAGGAGUUUGACACUAUGCAGAAGCACAAUUUGAUUUCCAUUGAUAAUUUUACUUGUAACAAACUCUAGAGUAAAGUGUAAAGUGUACUGUAGAGGCUCAUCUCGCCUCUUUUGUCAUCUUUUUGUUUUUCUUUGUAUUAUUCUUCUUUCCCAGCAGGUAUAAAUUGCACCAAUGUGAAUGCAAAGUGGAACUAAAUGUGUUUUUUGUAUGUUUGUUUUGGCGAUGUAUCACAACAAACAUCAAAAUGUGCAAUUGUAAAUACUGACAAAAAUUGCCGUCCUGUUUCAUAAUAGGUUGAAGACAUUAUUAUAAUGUUUGACCACUUUUAAUGAAGGAUAUAUCUGUGGUAAUACAGCUGUGAUCAUUUGUACUGACCAAUAUUGUAGGCAUCAUUUGCCUGGCUUUUAUAUAUAAUGUGUGGUUAGUGUUUUAUAUUUUUAUUAGAAUUUGUUUAGUUCGAGUUUUGUGUUCAUUGCUAUGUAUUAACAUACAGUGCAUUCAGAAAGUAUUCAGACCCCUUAAUUUCUUUCACAUUUUGUUUUGUUGCAGCUUUAUGCUAAAAUGCUUUAAAUUAUUAUUUUUUCAAAUCAAUCUACACUCCAUACCCCAUAAUGACAAAGAAGAAACCAGAUUUUUUGAUAACUCUGCAAAUGUAUAAAAAACAAACAAAAAACAACUGAAAUAUCACAUUGACAUAAGCAUUAAGACCCUUAACUCAGUAUUUAGUUGAAGCACCUUUGGCAGCGAUUACAGCCUCAAGUCUAUUUUGAGAACGAUGGGACAAGCUUUGCACUCCUGGAUUUGGGGAUUUUCUGCCAUUCUUCUCUGCAGAUCCUCUCAAGCUCUGUCAGGUUGGAUGGGGACUGUCAGUGGACAGCCAUUUUCAGGUCUCUCCAGAGAUGUUCGAUUGGGUUCAGUCCGGAGCUCUGGCUGGGCCACUCAAGGACAUUCACAGAGUUGUCCCUAAGCCGCUCUUGUGUUGUCUUGGCUGUGUGUUUAGGGUCAUUGUCCUGUUGUAAGGUGAACCUUCAGCCCAGUCUGAGGUCCUGAGCGCUCUAGACCAGGUGUUCAUUAAGGAUAUCUCUGUAUUUUGCUAUGUUCAGCUUUCCUUCAACCCUGACCAGUCCCCCAGUCCCUGCCGCUGAAAAACUCCCCCACAGCAUGAUGCUGCCACCACCAUGCUUCACUGUUGGGAUGGUAUUGCACAAGUGAUGAGCGAUGCCUGGUUUCCUCCAGACAUGGUGCUUGGAAUUGAGACCAAACAGUUCAAUCUUUGUUUUAUCAGACCAGAGAAUCUUGUUUCUUACAUUCUGAGAGUCCUUUAGGUGCUUUUUUGCUUUCUUGCACUGAGGAGAGACUUCCGUCUGGCCACUCUGCCAUAAAGCCCAGAUCGGUGGAGUGUUGCAGAGAUGGUUGUCCUUCUGCAAGUUUCUCCCAUCUCCACACAUGAUCUCUGGAGCUCAAUCAGAGUGACCAUCGGGUUCUUGGUCACUUCUCUUACCAAGACCCUUCUCCCCCGAUUGCUCAGUUUGGCCGGGCGGCCAGCUCUAGGAAGAGUCCUGGUUGUUCCAACCUUCCUCCAUUUAAGAAUUAUAGAGGCCACUGUGCUCUUGGGAAGCCGAAAUAUUUUUGUAGCCUUCCCCAGAUAUGUGCCUCGACACAAUCCUCUCUCUGAGCUCUGCAGCAACUCAGCAAAAAAAGAAACGUCCUCACACUUUCAAGUGCUUUUAUUUUCAGCAAACUUAAUGUGUAAAUAUUUGUAUGAACAUAAAAAGAUUCAACAACUAAGACAUAAACUGAACAAGUUUCACAGACAUGUGACUAGCAGAAAUGGAAUAAUGUGUCCCUGAACAAAGGGGAGGUCAAAAUCAAAAGUAACGGUCAGUAUCUGGUGUGGCCACCAGCUGCAUUAAGUACUGCAGUGCAUCUCCUCCUCAUGGACUGCACCAGAUUUGCCAGUUCUUGCUGUGAGAUGUUACCCCACUCUUUCACCAAGGCACUUGCAAGUUCCUGGACAUUUCUGGGGGGAAUGGCCCUAGCCCUCACCCUCCAAUCCAACAGGUCCCAGAUGUGCUCAAUGGGAUUUAUAUCCGGGGUCUUCACUGGCCAUGGCAGAACACUGACAUCCUGUCUUGCAGGAAAUCAUGCACAGAACAAGGAGUAUGGUUGGUGGCAUUGUCAUGCUGGAGGGUCAUGUCAGGAUGCACAUGCAGGAAGGGUAUCACAUGAGGGAGGAUGUCUUCCCUGUAAUGCACAGCGUUGAGAUUGCCUGCAGUGACAACAAGCUCAGUCCGAUGAUGCUGUGACACAUCGCCCCAGACCACGACGGACCCUCCACCUCCAAAUCGAUCCCACUCCAGAGUACAGGCCUCGGUGUAACGCUCAUUCCUUCGAUAAACUCGAGUCCGACCAUCACCCCUGGUGAGACAAAACCGCGACUCGUCAGUGAAGAGCACUUUUUGCCAGUCCUGUCUGGUCCAGUGAAGGUGGGUUUGUGCCCAUAGGCGACAUUGUUGCCGGUGAUGUCUGGUAAGGACCUGCCUUACAACAGGCCUACAAACCCUCAGUCCAGCCUCUCUCAGCCUAUUGCAGACAGUCUGAGCACUGAUGGAGGGAUUGUGCAUUCCUGGUGUAACUCGGGCAGUUGUUGUUGCCAUACUGUACCUGUCCCGCAGGUGUGAUAUUCAGAUGUACCGAUCCUGUGCAGGUGUUGUUACACGUGGUCUGCCACUACGAGGACGAUCAGCUGUCCUUCCUGUCUCCCUGUAGUGCUGUCUUAGGUGUCUCACAGUACAGACAUUGCAAUUUAUUGCCCUGGCCACAUCUGCAGUCCUCAUGCCUCCAUGCAGCAUGCCUAAGGCACGUUCACGCAGAUGAGCAGGAACCAUGGGCAUCUUUCUUAUGGUGUUUUUCAGAGUCAGUAGAAAGGUCUCUUUAGUGUCCUAAGUUUUAACUGUGACAUUAAUUGCCUACCGUCUGUAAGCUGUUAGUGUCUUAACGACCGUUCCACAGGUGCAUGUUCAUUAAUUAUUUAUGGUUAAUUGAACAAGCAUGGAAAACAUUGUUUAAACCCUUUACUAUAAAGAUCUGUAAAGUUAUUUGGAUUUGUACAAAAUUAUCUUUAAAUUAUCUACAGUGUCCUGAAAAAGGGACGUUUCUUUUUUUAAAUUUUUUUUUGUUUUUUUUUUUGUUGAGUUUUUGACCUCAUGGCUUGGGUUUUGCUCUGAUAUGCAUUUUCAGCUGUGAGACCUUAUAUAGACAGGCCUUUUCAGAUCAUAUCCAUUCAGUUGAAUUUGCCACAGGUGGACUUCAAUCAAAGUGUAGAAACAUCUCAAAGAUGAUCCAGAGAAAUGGGAUGCACCUAGUGUCAUAGCAAAGGGUCUGAACACUUAUUAAAAAACAAAUGUAUUAAAAAUAAAAAAAAUGAAAUACCACAUUGACGGUAUUUCAUUUUUUAUUUUUAUUUUUAAUAAAUCUGCAAAGUUAUCAAAAAUCUGGUGUUUGCUUUGUCAUUUAGGGGGAAUGGAGUGUAGAUUGAUGUGAAAAUAAUUAUUUAAAGCAUUUUAUCAUGAGGCUGCAGCAUAACAAAAAGGGUUCUGAAUACUUUCUGAAUGCACUGUAUGUGAAUUAUAUAUGAUGCCACUUUUGUAACCUAAUAGUAUACUGUAAUUUUUAAUUCAUUUUAGGGGAUUCCCUUUAUUUUUACGUAAACUAUUAUAAGAAUAAAAAAAGUUAAAAAAAGAAAGAAAAAAAGCUUUUUUUUUUUCCUACAAGAUGAAAACCGAUGUCUGACAGUGAGCAUAUUCUGCACAAACCUUUUUAUAAUUCAUAACUCUCUUUUAUAAACCUCAAUCAUUUAUUAGAUAAUGAUUUUUAUUUAUUUUUAUUUUUAUUAAUAGACCAAAAUGUAUUUACAUAUGAAUACUGCAUGUUUUUCCCCAAGGCUUUAAAAACUGGUAAUAUUCACCAGUGACGACCAUUGGAAUUCACUCGAAGUGGAUGUAGAAUCAGAUUUAUUUUAUCUGCUCAAAACUAAUAAUUUUAUGAUCAGCUACACUGUACAUGUAUUCAGUUCUUUGUAAAAAAAUAAAAUAAAAUACAAAAAUA
Myxocyprinus asiaticus (Chinese sucker) is the source of this 6818-nucleotide messenger RNA. RefSeq names its product neuronal membrane glycoprotein M6-b-like. Gene Ontology annotation, molecular function: structural constituent of myelin sheath. Gene Ontology annotation, biological process: axon development; central nervous system myelination. The transcript is spliced from 7 exons. The record is from RefSeq and is a predicted model, not a curated record. Lineage: Eukaryota; Metazoa; Chordata; Actinopteri; Cypriniformes; Catostomidae. The coding region runs from base 150 to 1001 and encodes 283 amino acids. Gene Ontology annotation, cellular component: plasma membrane; myelin sheath.